AAUAAAGUGGUUGUAUAUCAGUAUUGAUGGGGUUGAAAAAAUAUAUAAAAAUAUAUAAUUAAAUAAUAUGUUUUUCAGUAAAGAAGAAACUACAUGGUCCAGUGCUACAUGGUCCAGUGCCGCGUGUCGUUUAAUAGUAAAUGCAGCUUCACAUCCAAUAGAAUAUGCAAAAGUUUUAAUACAGAUUGGACAUGAGCCUAUUGCGCCUUAUCCGUCAAGAACUCUUUUUGGAAGACCUGCAUUAGCUUUACCAAAUGUUUAUAAAUAUAUCAAAUAUAUUAAAAGUGUCGAUGGAUUCACUGGGUGUUAUCGUGGUUUAGUACCAAAACUUUGUUCAUCUACUGUUAGUACAAUGGUAUAUGAAAAAACUGCCGAAUAUAUACGUUUUAAACAGGGAACACGUCAAGUAUAUUCAGAAGAGGAAGAUGAAAGAGCUGAGAAAUAUAUUCAAGAUUUUAUAAGAGCUUUAAUUAGUACAACAGUGGGAAUUAUUGUCAGUCAUCCUCUUGAUGUUAUUGCAAUACGAAUGAUGGCUCAAUUUGUAGGUGGCGAAACAAAAUAUAUAGGUUUAAUGCAAUCGUUAAUAGAAAUUUACAAGGAAAAUGGAAUCGCAGGAUAUUUUUCGGGUCUUAUGCCACGUUUGAUUGCAGGUGCAGCGAUAUUAACAAUAGUUAGUUCGUCAACUUAUGUCAUCAACAAAUAUAUUAUAACAGAUCGUGAAAUGAAAGGUUUCACAUCAUCAACUAUGAUGUUCUUGGCUGCAACUGUUGCUUAUCCAUUUAUUGUCGUUUCUAAUUGCAUGGCUGUUAAUGAUUGUGGAUUGGUAGCUGGAAUGCCACCUCAAAUGCCAAUUUAUGGCAAUUGGCUCGACUGUUGGUCUCAUUUGUCAGCGACAAAUCAAUUAAAACGUGGAAGCAGCUUACUGUGGCGUUACUAUACAGGACCAAUAACUGUUUUAAAUGGCAAACCAUUUCCAAUAAGUACAGCAAAUCUAUACAUGAAAAGUGUUCAUUAAUAAUAUAAUUGUAUUUAAAGAACUCUUUUAAACAAAAAAAUAAUUCCAUACUAUAAAUUAAAGAAUUUUGUUGUAUUAUAAAUCAAAAUAUUAACCAGUAUUUUCAAGUGUGUACAGAAUGUUAAAAAACUUGAAAAAAGAUUUUUUUUUAAAUAUUUUACAAACAAUUAUUUAACACCUUCGUUCAAGUGUUAUAAUUACAGAAUUUUCAAGUAAUAAUUAUUAUAAAAGAAAUAUAUUUUUGAAAUUAUAUUCUAAA
Molecule: messenger RNA, 1274 nt
Organism: Leptopilina boulardi
Lineage: Eukaryota; Metazoa; Arthropoda; Insecta; Hymenoptera; Figitidae
Product: mitochondrial carrier homolog 2-like
Exons: 7
Coding region: 68-1015 (315 amino acids)
Source: RefSeq, a predicted model, not a curated record